CAGUGUACAGAUAGAAAGGAGAGAGAGAGAUAAAGAGAGAGGUUCAUAACUACUCUGAAAGAAGAUUGAAGCACCAAAGACCAUACAAUGCAUUUCUCCAUCUAAGGUAAGAGGUCAAUGAAACAAUUAACAAAAAGUUGAAAGUUUCAUCUUUCUUUUUUUCUUUCUUUUCCAAGAAAAUUAUAAAAAGAUGGAUAGUAAAAGGGGAAUAGAAAAGCUUUUCUUCCCUUUAUGUGAGAAAAAAAAAUAAAGAUGAUUUCAGAAAACAAAGCUCCCUUUGUUUCUCUCUCUUAACUCAUCUUACUUUCUUCUUCUAUUAGUAAAGAUAGAUGAGUACUGAUCACUCUCUACCAAAUAAAUAAGGAAACAUAAAAAUAAAAAAAGAAACAAUCUCUCCUUUCUUUCUUUACAUGAAAAACAAAAGAUUCCUCAAUUUUGUUCUUAUUUUUCAUUAGUCACAGUUCCCCUUCUCACUAUAAACCACACUGUCUUUGAGAUAAAAAACAAAAAGAGAGAUUAAAAACCUCAUCCGAUGAUAGACUACGAGAGAAGCAAUAACACCAAGAACCUCAACAACCAUCAUCGUCGCAACCCUCCUCCGUCUUCAUCUUCCUCCGAUCUUCUUCCCGACGGUAAUGGAGCCGCCGUGACUCAGAAGAGGAAACGGAGACCCGCCGGGACACCAGAUCCAGAGGCGGAGGUGGUGUCUUUAUCACCAAGAACGUUACUAGAAUCGGAUCGGUACGUGUGUGAGAUCUGUAACCAAGGGUUUCAAAGGGACCAGAAUCUACAGAUGCACAGGAGACGGCAUAAAGUUCCAUGGAAGCUUCUUAAAAGAGAGACCAACGAGGAAGUGAGGAAGAGAGUCUACGUCUGUCCGGAACCGACAUGUCUCCACCACAACCCUUGCCACGCGCUCGGAGAUCUCGUGGGAAUCAAGAAACAUUUCAGGAGAAAACACAGCAACCAUAAGCAAUGGAUCUGCGAGCGAUGCUCGAAAGGCUACGCUGUUCAAUCUGAUUACAAAGCUCAUCUCAAGACUUGUGGCACUCGUGGCCACUCCUGUGACUGCGGCCGUGUUUUUUCCAGAGUGGAGAGUUUCAUAGAGCACCAAGACAAUUGCACCGUUCGACGAUCCCAACCCUCCAACCACCGUUUACCACAGCAACAACAUACCACGAACGGUACACAGACUACUUUAACCGCUGAUAAGAGCGAAAACGCUGACCUCUCCAUUGGUCCUAUAUUGCCUGGACAUCCUUUACAAAGAAGACAAUCCCCACCGUCCGAUCAACAACCAUCCUCUUUGCUCUAUCCUUUUGGUUCCUUGUGCGCUACUAAUGGUAGCAUCGAGCUUCAGCUACUUCCGUCGAGGUAUAGUACUAAUGAGACCAGCCUUAGUCUGUCUAUAGGGACGUUGGAUCAGACGACUAUGUCAGAAGUUGAAAGGAAGAGCUACGAGAAGGGAGAGACGAGCCUAGAAAGAGAGGAGGCUAGAAGAGAAGUGAAAAGGCAGAUCGAAAUCGCGGAAUUGGAGUUUGCUGAAGCCAAGAGAAUAAGGCAACAUGCGAGAGCUGAGCUUCACAAGGCUCAGCUUUUUAGAGAAGACGCAAGCAGAAGGAUUAGUGCAACGAUGAUGCUAAUCACUUGCCACAAUUGCAAGCAACACUUCCAAACCCCGGCUGCUUCGGUUCCUCCUCCUUCCCAGCCGCAUUGUACUGAUGAGAGCACCUCUCUCGCGGUGAGCUACGUGUCUUCGGCGACUACCGAAGGAGAAAAGGCAAGUGAUAGAGCAUCGUCAUAGACCUUAAAGAGAGAACACAAAAGAUAAAGAAAAUAUUCUUCUUCUUCUUUCUUUUUUUUUUUGUUUCUUUGAUUGGAAUUGGAGAUCUUUUCAUAUUCGUUGGUUUUUUUUUAUAUAUCUCUUGGUUUGUGGGUAACCAGGGUUUGGGUAUUCAGUUGGGUUUGAUUUUUUUGUUUCUCAAACAAAACCGAAGAAGAGAAGAAUUUAAUUUGUUGUAUGAAUGAAUGUGUUGGGGUAUGUUGGUUGCUGGAUAUUGUAACUUGGUUAAUGUAAUAAACGGGUAACUCAAAACA
Molecule: messenger RNA, 2097 nt
Organism: Camelina sativa (false flax)
Lineage: Eukaryota; Viridiplantae; Streptophyta; Magnoliopsida; Brassicales; Brassicaceae
Source: RefSeq, a predicted model, not a curated record